Cucumis sativus (cucumber) is the source of this 1891-nucleotide messenger RNA. RefSeq names its product cysteine protease ATG4. NCBI's taxonomy places the organism in Eukaryota, Viridiplantae, Streptophyta, Magnoliopsida, Cucurbitales, Cucurbitaceae. Gene Ontology annotation, molecular function: protein-phosphatidylethanolamide deconjugating activity. The coding region runs from base 144 to 1595 and encodes 483 amino acids. The transcript has 8 exons. The record is from RefSeq and is a predicted model, not a curated record.
UUGAACCUCGCCUCUUUUAAUUUUCUUUAUCUAUAUUAUAUUAAAUAUGGCUGGUGAAAAUUUCUUUGAAACAACGCCGGUGCUGUUGUUCACCGUAUACUGAUUUGUUUUUCGGUUAUUUGACUCGGUAAUGAAGGGUUUUCAUGGGAAGGGGGAAAGAUCUGAAAUCAACAUGCUCUCCUGAACCUGCAGCUGAUGCCAUAGAUAGAACUCAUCGAUCUGUUUACCCAGAGUUAGGGUCCAAAAAUCACAUAUCCUCCAAAGCCUCCUCAUGGUCAGGCUUCUUUUCAUCCAAUUUCUCAAUUUUUGAACAUCACAAAGACUCCUCUGUCACUGAAAAGAAGGUAUUUCAUCCUCGACACAAUGUUUGGGCAACUGUAAGGAAAGUUAUGACAAGUGGCUCUAUGAGGAGAAUUCAGGAGCGCCUACUGGGUUCUCGCAGAAGUGGUGUCUAUAGCUCCGGUGGUGAUAUAUGGCUUCUUGGUGUGUGUCAUAAAAUUUCUCAAGAUCACCCUCCUGAUGAUGCAGCAUCUAGCCCUGGUGUAGCAGGAUAUGAGCAAGAUUUUUCAUCUAGAAUUCUGAUGACCUAUCGUAAAGGUUUUCAUGUUAUUCAAGACUCGAAAUACACCAGUGAUGUUAAUUGGGGCUGCAUGCUAAGAAGCAGCCAAAUGCUUGUUGCUCAGGCAUUGCUUUUUCAUAGAUUAGGAAGAUCUUGGAGAAAGCCUUCACAGAAGCCAUUGGAUAAAGAAUAUGUUGAAAUUUUGCACCUUUUUGGUGACUCGGAGACCUCGGCAUUUUCUAUUCAUAAUCUUCUUCAAGCAGGAAGGGCCUAUGACCUUGCUGCUGGGUCAUGGGUGGGACCAUAUGCCAUGUGUAGGUCAUGGGAAACUCUAGUCCGCUCAAAGAGGGAGACCCCUAUUCUCCAAGACCAGCAACUUCCGAUGGCCAUUUACAUUGUUUCUGGAGACGAAGAUGGAGAGAGAGGUGGUGCUCCAGUUUUAUACAUUGAUGAUGCCUCAAGACAUUGUUUUGAAUUUUCAAAAGGCCAACAUGAUUGGAGCCCCAUUCUCUUAUUAGUUCCUUUGGUUCUUGGACUUGAAAAAAUCAACCCAAGGUACAUCCCAUCAUUGCGAACAACAUUUACCUUUCCCCAAAGCCUGGGGAUCUUGGGAGGGAAGCCUGGUGCUUCAACAUACAUAGUGGGCGUUCAAGAUGAAAAUGCCUUUUACCUUGAUCCUCAUGAAGUUCAGCAGGUAGUUAAUAUUGACAAGGAUGACCUAGAGGCUGAUACUUCCUCUUAUCACUGCAAUGUCAUCCGGCACAUCCCCUUAGAAUCCAUAGAUCCUUCUCUAGCAAUUGGAUUUUAUUGUCGAGACAAAGAUGAUUUCGACAAUUUCUGUCAUCGGGCAUCGAAGUUGGCAGAGGAGUCGGAUGGAGCUCCACUGUUUACUGUUGCUGAAACACAUUCCACAAAUCCAGGGAGACAGAGCAGUGCAUUGAAUGACCAUAGUAGGUUAGUGGAGGACGAUGGGGAUGGCGUGGUGCACAUGCCGAACGAAGAGGAAUCACAUGAGGACGACUGGCAAUUUCUUUGAACCGCUUGAGGAGGGUUGGUAUUAUUCCUUGAUUACUACUGCUUUAGGCUUCCAAGCUCCCUUGAGCUUUUCUAGCUAAUAUGAUUGAAGUUGGUGGGGAAGGGAUGGCCAAUAUGUGAAAUGUUUUAAGUUUAUUUAGUGUUAAUUGUACAAUCAAUAGGGGCGUUGAGUUUAUUUGUUGAAUUUGUUUAUUCUUGGUCCACUUUUAUUUGAAAUUAGCCUACAUUCGUGUGUAUAAUAAUAAAGCAGCUUCAAUUAAAAUUCAUAAAUGAAUUAUUAGUGCUUUCAUUCUUCCA